UUUAGGUCCAAAAGCAGGAGUGAAAAUGAUAGAGUGACUACGAAUAGUACUGUAAUGGGUGAAAAGAGUGCAUCGAAAAUUACAAAGUGGAGGAGUAGAAAGAGACUAAGGAUGGACAAUACGGAGAAGCCUGUGGGGGAAGACAAACAAAACAGAAGGCAAGGUAAAAGAAUAAAGGUAUGCAUCGGUUUGUGCCAAGGUAUUUGUAGCAUUAGAAAAGUAAAGUAUAAAUUGUAGUUUUAUGUACAGAUGGAUAGCAGUGUGAUGAACAAGUGUCAAACGAAGAUCGUUGCUUUAUUGGCAAAGGAAACGAGGCUGGCAUCUAUCGGGGAAAAAUUGAGUGAGGGACGAGCAAAAAUACUGAAGUUCUUGUUUGACACUCAGCUGUCGCAAGGGGAAGUACUGGUGUCAAUUAAGGGGCAGACAGCAAGUCGGGAUGCAAUGGGGUCCUUGCUUCCUGAAAAACCCAUGGCAUGUGAUAUAAUCAAUUGCUAUUGUGCGAUGAAAACAGCAAGGCAGCAAAGGCGUCUUGACGAUCAUUCAAUGCGAUGGUGGUUCAUGCCAACUUGGUUUCAGCAAGAGAUUUUGGAGUUCAACAAAUCAGCAGACGAGCUGUACUGUACAUAUCUACAGGAAUGUAAAGUAGGAGGUAAUAUAAAAAAGUGUGAGAAGAUAUUCGUGCCAAUGUGGCACGAUGAGCAUUGGUAUAUGUGUGUGGUGGACAUGGGAAGCGAAGAAGUAUUAAUUUAUGAUUCAAUGAGAGGAGACGAGCAAACGGAUAUGAAUAGGCGCAGCUCCGUGGAGACAGUGGUAAACUAA
This is a messenger RNA of Coffea eugenioides, 819 nucleotides long. RefSeq lists its product as uncharacterized. The transcript has 6 exons. Gene Ontology annotation, molecular function: cysteine-type peptidase activity. Gene Ontology annotation, biological process: proteolysis. The record is from RefSeq and is a predicted model, not a curated record. NCBI's taxonomy places the organism in Eukaryota, Viridiplantae, Streptophyta, Magnoliopsida, Gentianales, Rubiaceae. The coding region runs from base 250 to 819 and encodes 189 amino acids.